This is a messenger RNA of Striga hermonthica, 2718 nucleotides long. NCBI's taxonomy places the organism in Eukaryota, Viridiplantae, Streptophyta, Magnoliopsida, Lamiales, Orobanchaceae. The record is from the annotation of a GenBank genome assembly.
AUGCAAUCAGGAUAUGACAUCAAUUACCUGGUUCGAGAAGCUCAAACUCGGUGGCUAAAGCCAGUUGAAGUGCAUCUCAUAAUACAGAAUUUUGAGGAGCACCAGCUCACACAUAAAAUUCCUCAAAAACCUGCCAGUGGAUCCCUUUUUCUGUUCAACAAACGCGCGCUAAAAUUUUUUCGUAAGGAUGGUCAUAGUUGGCGUAAGAGGAGGGAUCAGAGAACUAUUGCUGAAGCUCAUGAACGGCUUAAGGUAAGGAAUGUUGAAGCCAUAAACUGUUAUUACGCCCAUGGAGAGUGUGACAAUAACUUUCAAAGACGCAGCUAUUGGAUGUUGGAUCCGGCAUAUGAGCAUAUUGUUCUUGUUCACUACAGAGAUAUUAGCAAGGGGAAGGAGAAUAAUGGAUCAACACCUCAGUUCUCUACACUUUCAUCUUCUACCUUCAGUCCCAGUCCUUACUCAUUUGCAACUGACCAGCCAGAAUCUUCUUUUGUUAUCGACGAAUCUCGCGAAUUGUAUCACAAUGAAUCAAGUCCAAGCUCUGUGGAGAUUACCUCUGGCCAAGUCAUCGUGAAUAGUAGGAUAAACCUGUCCGAUAAUAAAUCGAGAACUGAUGAGGUCAGUAGCUCGUCACUUCCAGAUUUAGGUCAGGCGUUGAGAAGAAUCGAGCAGCAAUUGAGUUUAAAUGACGACGAGAUGAAAAAAUACGACACAAUCUUUAUCGAGAAUGAGGCGUCAAAUGAUCUGGAAAAUGUGCUGGGGAAUAAUGAAAACUCGUGCCGGCCACCAAAUGAUGUAGUUGACAUUUGGGAAGAGAUGCUACAUAGCUCAAAUGAUGUGCCUAAUGAUCAGUUGCAAGAACAAUUUGGAAGAUCAGAUGCUUCUUCUCUAUCUAUCAAAGAAGCAGAUUCCCUGCAAUAUCCUGCAUAUUCUCCUGGCCCCCAUGCUUACAGAAGCACUCCGGACUGCUACUCAUCGUUAUUCGAGCAAGACGUGUUGGGAAUUCCUCUUGAAAACAAUAUAAGUUUGACCAUUUCCCAAAAGCAGAAGUUUACUAUUCGUGAGAUAUCUCCAGAAUGGUGUUAUACCUCUGAGGGUGCUAAGAUCUUCAUUAUUGGGUCUUUCCUAUGCAACCCAUCAGAGUCUUCUUCGUGGGCCUGCGUGAUUGGAGACACUGAAGUGCCAGCUCAGGUGAUUCAGGAAGGAGUCUUAUGCUGCCAUGCCCCUCCUCACCUGCUCGGAAAAGUUCACAUCAGCGUGACUUGUGGAAAUCGGGAAUCCUGCAGUGAAGUCAGGGAGUUUGAAUAUCGCCCUAAAACAGAUGCUAAUAAAAGCUCGGAAGAACUCUUGUUGCUAGUGCGGUUCGUGCAGAUGCUACUACUAUCCAAUGCGUUCCAAAACGAUGAUGCUUUGGAAUCAAGAGUCGACCUAUUGGGGAAAUCGAGAAAUUCUGAGGACUUGUGGAGUCAUAUUAUUGAUGCUCUCUUAGUUGGCAGCACUUCAACAUCGAGCACUCUUGAUUGGCUCCUACAGGAACUUCUCAAGGACAAGCUGGAAAUGUGGCUUUCGUACAGGUUACAAACGAGUGCCAGAAAAGAAUGCUUUUUGUCCAAGAAAGAACAAGGUAUUAUACACAUGGUUGCUGGGUUGGGAUUUGAAUGGGCAUUGCAGCCUAUUCUUAAUGCUGGAGUGAGCGUUAAUUUUCGUGACAUUAAUGGAUGGACAGCUCUGCAUUGGGCUGCACGAUUCGGGAGGGAGAAAAUGGUUGCGGCUCUCAUAGCAUCGAGCGCCUCUGCCGGAGCCGUGACAGAUCCCAACUCACACGACCCCACCGGCAAAACUCCGGCAUCGAUCGCUGCCACCUGCGGCCACAAGGGACUCGCCGGAUACCUCUCGGAAAUCGCUCUCACCACCCACCUCUCAUCUCUCACCCUAGCCGAGACUGAACUCUCCAGAGGUUCGGCCGCCCUCGAAGCAGAGAGAACAGUCGACAGUCUUUCCAUGUCCGCGGGUCCCACUCCAAACGAGGACCUCAGGCACACCCUGGCCGCCGUUCGCAAUGCCGCCCAGGCCGCCGCCCGGAUACAGUCUGCAUUCAGAGCCCAUUCUUUCCAUACAAGUAGAGAGAGAGAGAGAAUGGAGUCCGACAAGAAAGUGAAGAUUAUUGAGAAAGCCAUAAGAAACCUAAUGGAGAAGGAGGAAGAAGAAGAUGCUGCUGCUAAAGGCAACACAUCGACUUCUCCAAAAGCCUUACAUGAAGACCAAGCUUCUGCUAAAGCCACCCGCCGCCGGCGAUUCCUCUCCGACCUACUCUCUGAUUUGGAAUCAAUGGAAGAAGAAAAAGACAAAGCCAACUCAGAGGAAAUUGGAAAUUCAGAAACAAUAAUGAAGGAGAUUAGAGUCAUAAAGAAGCAGAAUGUGACAACACAGUGGCUUUUGUCGGGGAUGAUUGUGCUCACGGUCGCCUGGCAGCUUUCGGAGGUGUCCCUCAUGCUCAAAAUCAAAGACGGCCUCACCAAUCCCUUCAAAUUCAUAGGAGGAUUCUUCAAAAGGAGUCGUCAUCUCAAUGAUAAUAAUAACAAUUUGCAGGAUAUGAUAAGAGACAUGUCAGAGAACCAAAACCGGGUAUUCGAGUCAACAUCCCUUCCUGGCCUCAAAAUUCCCCACUUGGAAUUCCCAGGUUUCGACUCAAGCGAUGAUGACGAGGGUGCGCAUUAG